UUAUAUGUACAAUAUGGUAAUUCUCUCAGAGCCAUUGUAAGAAAUGUUGUAAAUACAUAAUGGCAGUAUGACUUGUCAAUUUAACCCAGUCACAGCAAAAAAGUAUAUUUUUGUACAAUGUGGAACUUGAAACCUUGAAAGCAAGCAUGGAAACCAGAGUGAUUUUGACAAGGGCUAGACUAGUCUGACUGCAAUGUAAAAAAUGUAAAUGGUGCACAAAUUUAAAUGACAACCGAUUGCAGAGCUUUUUAAACCUUUAGAACUAGAAGGUAAACACACUGUAAAUUGGUUUGUAUUGAAUUCAGUCAGCACAAAAACAUUAGUAUAUAUAUUGCAAUUAUAAUGUCUCCCUCAUCUGUUUUUUUUUUUUUUAGGUUGCACUAAAAAUUUAAACCGAAAUGGAAAUGAAGGGUUGAGUGAAUGCCUAUGGUGCAGGGUAAUUUAGGCUGAAUGAAGGUUUUCACAUUUGCUGAUUGGCUCUCAUAAACUGUCCAAUGGCUUGGGGUGAUGUCAAUAUGUGAGACAGACGAACACUAUAAAAUUCCUAAUUGUUUAAAAAUGGCUGACCAGAUUGGGCCACAAUCUGACCCAAUGUCCUCUGGUCUUCAGAACAGACAGAAUAUUUUUUUUUCCAACAAGUGUGCAGUGACUAAAAUAUGAUAAGUGUACCCACUCUAUAAAAUAAUUUUGUACAAUCAAGGCUUGUAGAAAGACUCAGUAGGGAACAGAGAGUACAUACCCACAAUAGAAUAGAUAUUGGGUGCUUCAGCCUCAUUGAUGCAUAAGCUAUCCCACCUACUUUAAACUGUUCCAAAAAUAUUUUAUGAUGGUUAUAGGGUGAAUAUGUCACAUCUCAUCCUGCUGCAUGUGCAUGAUAACCAUUGCAUAUUUAAGCAUUUUUAUUUGGGUCUUAUUGGACCAGCCAACCACCUUUUUUCCAUAACUCCAAGAUCCUGUUAAUCUUUUUGCAUAGACAGUAUCCUUUCUUUUAGUUUGGUUUCUUUUAGUUUCUUUUAGUCUUUUAGUUUUGUCAUGGGAACCUCCUCUGCAGACUGCCUGCUGACUGUCAGGCAGUCCUGUCUAUCUUACAAGUCUUGCCAUUUAUUGUUCAUCUCAAACAUUUAGUCCUUGACAAAGUCACACAUUUUUUUCCCCCUGCUGAUUUCUGCCACAUCCAGCAUGUUUGUAUAUAUGGAAAUUAUUUGUCCCAUACACAAAGACCUUAACAUGUUUCACUGAUAUGAGAUAUACUUCAUAUAUUUUAUAUACAGUGCAUCCGAAGAACCACCCUUGGCAGCAACUACAGCCUCAAGUCUUGGCACACCUCUCUUUAGGCAGUUUUGCCCAUUCUUUUUUGCACUACCUCUGAAGCUCCAUCAGGUUGGAUGGGAGACGUCUGUGCACAGCCAUUUUCAGAUCUCUCCAGAGAUGUUCAAUCGGAUUCUAGUCUGGGUUCUGGCAGGGCCACUCCAGGACAUUCACAGAGUGGUCCUGAAGCCACUCCUUUGAGAUCUUGGCUGUGUGCUUCGGAUCGUUGUCCUGCUGAAACCGUCGCCCCAGUCUGAGGUCAAGAGCGCUCUGGAGCAGGUUUUCAUUCAGGAUGUCAAUGUACAUUGCUGCAUUCAUCUUUCCCUCUAUCCUGACUAGUCUGCCAGUUCCUGCUGCUGAAAAACAUCCCCAUAGCAUGAUGCUGCCACCACCAUGCUUGACUGUAGGGAUGGUAUUGGCCUCGUGAUGAGCAGUGCCUGGUUUCCUCCAAACAUGACGCCUGGCAUUCACACCAAAGAGUUCAGUCUUUGUCUCAUCAGACCAGAGAAUUUUGUUUCUCAUGGUCUGAGAGUCCUUCAGGUUCCUUUUGGCAAAUUCCAGACGGCUGCCUUGUGCCUUUUACUAAGGAGUGGCUUUCGCCUGGCCACUCUGCCAUACAGGCCUGAUUGGUGGAUUGCUGCAGAGAUGGUUGUCCUUCUGCGAGGUUCUCCUUUCUCCACGGAGGAACGCUGGAGCUCUGAGAGAGUGACCAUAGGGUUCUUGGUCACCUCCCUGACCAAGGCCCUUCUCCCCCGAAUGCUCAAUUUAGACGGCCGGCUAACUCUAGGAAGAGUCCUGGUGGUUCCAAACUUAUUCUAUUUACGAAUGAUGGAGGCCACUGUGCUCAUUGGGACCUUCAAAGCAGCAGAAAGGCUGUGAAUACUUACGUAAAUGUGAUUUCUUAGUUUUUUAUUUUUAAGAAAUUUUCAGAUCUCUCAAGAGGAAACUUUUUCAGAACUUUGAGGAAAGAGAUUAAUAUAAUUCAAUUUGGAAUAAGGUGUGAAUACUUUCCAGAUGCACUGUAUAUGAGAUAUAUUUCACAUUAAGUAGACAUUGAACGUGCACAAAAAAUCUCUUUUCAGAUUUCUGCAUUUGAAAGUCACACCUCCUUUCACUGUUGUCCUUCAGCGUAAUCUUACCACAGAGAAUUCAUCCUUCCAUAUAAAUAACAAAUAACAAGUCCUUCACAUCCAUUCAGAUGAGGUUUCAGACCUAGCACACACUGAAUAGUUGUCUGUAAUAGGUAAAUGGAGUUGCUUUUUACUCUUUUGAAUGUGGUCAUGGCCACAAUUAGUGUUUCAGGUGGUAAUGCAACAUGUAGCCUCCAAGGAGAGUCAGCAUUUUCACAACUAUCAAAGGAUGGAGAUAUUAUAGUUGGUGGACUAUUUUCCUUUCACAGCAGCUCUGAGAUCCCAGAUAUGUCCUAUGUUUUUAAACCACCUCCUCUAAAAUGCAAAAGUCUUAAUUUCAGAGCCUUCCAGUAUUCACAGACAUUGAUAUAUGCAAUAGAGGAGAUCAACAACAGCUCCUCUUUGCUGCCUGGUGUCUUUUUGGGCUACAGGAUCUAUGACAGCUGCACCUCCACAGCAAUUGGGGUUAGAAUGGCCAUGGCACUUGUUAAUGGAAAUGAACAGACAGUUUUGGAUGAGCCCUGUUCAAAACCAGCCCAGGUGCAGGCCAUAAUCGGAGAGACAUAUUCAUCAGUGUCAAUGGCUAUUGCAAGCACUAUCGGACCUUUCGGCAUUUCCAUUAUCAGCCACUAUGCCACCUGUGAGUGUCUCAGUGACAAAAGGAAAUAUCCCUCAUUUUUGCGCACUAUUCCCAGUGACUACCAUCAGACAAAAGCACUGGCAGAGAUGGUGAAGCACUUUGGCUGGACAUGGGUGGGAGCAAUCAGAGGAGAUGAUGAUUAUGGUAACAGUGGAAUGGCUGCAUUUACUGAAGCAGCCGAACAAAUAGGCAUAUGCCUAGAAUAUUCCCUUCCAUUCUUCAGAACCUACUCACAAGAAAAGGUGGUGAGAAUUGUUGAGCAGAUUAAAAGCUCCACUUCUCGAGUAAUAGUGGGAUUUCUUGACAACUGGGACUUAGAGAGUCUGUUGCAUGUGUUUCAUGAGCAUAACAUCACUGGAUACCAGUGGGUGGGAUCUGAGGCCUGGAUAUUUGAUACAGAAUUGGCUACAAUGGAUGUUUAUAACAUACUGCAAGGAGCCAUAGGCCUAGCCAUCCCUAAAACAACAGUAACAGGUCUGAAAGACUUCAUUUUUGAUAUACAUCCACUGAAAUCUGUAGGAAGUGCUGCUUUUAUAGAACUCUGGGAGGCUUUGUUUCAGUGCACAUUUAUAAAGCUGAAUGAAUCUGAAAAUACAUCAGUGUGCACAGGAGAAGAGAAAGUGUCUGAAGUGGAAAACACAUUUACUGACAUGUCCCUGAUGCCUAUUUUCAAUAAUGUGUAUAAAGGAGUUUAUGCUGUUGCUCAUGCCCUUCACAACCUUCUGGGCUGUACACAAACAUGCCCCACAAAGAAGCAGCCUGAUCCUCUCACUUUUCUAGAACAUCUCAAAAAGGUGCAUUUUAAAACCAAAGAUGGAGAAGAAGUGUUUUUUGAUGAAAAUGGUGAUCCUCCUGCAAAAUAUGAGAUUAUAAACUGGCAUACAAAUCAAGAACACCAGCAUGAGUUUGUCACUGUUGGACUUUAUGACUCCUCUUUUCCACCUUAUGAUCGAUUAGCAGUAAACAUGGACUCUAUUGUGUGGGCUCAAAAUAGCAAGCAGGUGCCGAGGUCAGUGUGCAGUGAGAGCUGUCCUCCAGGCACCAGGAAAGCUGUACAGAAAGGGAAGCCGAUCUGCUGCUUUGACUGCAUACCAUGUGCAGAAGGAGAGAUCAGUAAUACUACAGAUUCAAUUAAAUGUCACCAAUGCAACCAAGACUACUGGUCAAAUACACGCAGAGAUGAAUGUGUAAAAAAGGAAAUUGAAUUUCUGUCCUAUGAAGAAACUAUGGGAAUUUUACUGACAGUGGUGUCUAUUGCUGGUGCAUUCAUGACAGUAUCAAUUACAACCAUUUUCUUCAGAUAUAAAAAUACCCCAAUAGUUAGAGCCAACAACUCAGAGCUGAGCUUUCUGCUGCUCUUCUCUCUGAAGCUGUGUUUCCUCUGUUCACUUACUUUCAUUGGUCAACCCUCUGAUUGGUCCUGUGCGCUGCGUCACACUGUUUUUGGAAUCAUUUUCGUCCUCUGCAUCUCCUGUGUUCUGGGGAAAACAAUAGUGGUGUUAAUGGCCUUCAGAGCUACACUUCCAGGCAGUAAUGCUAUGAAAUGGUUCGGGCCUCCACAGCAGAGACUCAGUGUUCUUGCUUUCACUCUCAUACAGGUCCUAAUUUGCAUCCUUUGGUUAACAAUAUCCCCUCCUUUUCCUUUUAAAAAUCUAAAACGUUACAAAGAAAAGAUCAUUUUAGAAUGUAGUUUAGGAUCAAAUGUAGGUUUCUGGGCUGUGCUGGGUUAUAUAGGAAUUUUAGCCUUUUUUUGUUUUGCUUUAGCUUUUCUGGCUCGUAAGCUGCCUGAUAACUUUAAUGAAGCCAAAUUCAUCACAUUCAGCAUGCUGAUAUUCUGUGCAGUCUGGAUCACCUUCAUCCCAGCUUAUAUCAGUUCUCCUGGAAAGUUCACUGUCGCUGUGGAGAUAUUUGCUAUUUUGGCCUCAAGUUUUGGUUUACUUUUCUGUAUAUUUCUACCAAAAUGUUACAUAAUCAUAUUGAAACCAGAGAAAAACACCAAAAAACAAAUGAUGGCAAAAGUGCCAGCUAAAUGAAAUAAUUGUCUUUAAAAUAACUAUUGUUGUCCUACGUUUAAAAUAAAAUAAUGUAUCCUAAAUGUUCAAAUCAA
Astyanax mexicanus (Mexican tetra) is the source of this 5185-nucleotide messenger RNA. Its product is annotated as extracellular calcium-sensing receptor-like. The coding region runs from base 2556 to 5111 and encodes 851 amino acids. The record is from RefSeq and is a predicted model, not a curated record. Lineage: Eukaryota; Metazoa; Chordata; Actinopteri; Characiformes; Acestrorhamphidae. Gene Ontology annotation, cellular component: membrane. Gene Ontology annotation, molecular function: G protein-coupled receptor activity. The transcript is spliced from 6 exons. Gene Ontology annotation, biological process: G protein-coupled receptor signaling pathway.